AUGGCCCAUCCAUAUCUAUAUCCGAAGGCUUUUCAACAGCCCACUGACCGCACCUGUUAUUGUGUGCAGGACGUAUCCUCUCAGCUCAACACCAAGCACCUCAUCAGGCAACUUCGGGCCGAGAUCAACUUCCACAAGGAGGAGGGAGGGAGAAAGGCAAUCCAGAUCAACCACCUCGAGAGGCAGGUCGAGUCAUUGGAGCGAGAGAACCGCUCGAUGAAGUCGGAGUUGGAGGCGAAGACAGAGGCGCUCGCGCAACUACAGAAAGUGUUCGACGUUCUGAAGAAUACCGCGGCGACAAGCGCAGCUGCAAAUGUGGGGGAGAGCCCUAGCAUACCUCAUACAGAGACCGUGGAAGCCACCCCGGCACCACAUCAAGCCCAACAAGCAACGCCCUCUCGACAGAGUGCAGGCAGCCAGCUCGACCAGGCAUUCUUCGACGUGGUGGUGUGGCCGUGGUGCAAUUGCGAGACCGUGCGGAAGGCGUGGUCGUACUGGGACGGGCCAAGCCCACUGAACAACGGAAACAGUCUUCGACAGGCGUACAGGAGGGGCUUUGCCGUCAAGUUCUGCAAGUUCACACCGACUCCACCCCCCGUACCCCACGACGAGGAGUCCCAGCCAAAAGAAAAGCCCCCAACCGCAAAAGCUAUCGAGACGAAAUUGCGGAAAAUGGAGGUUGUCAUAAAAGUCGUCGAGCAUUUCCGGAUUGACGACGGCAGCGCGGCUACGUCGACGGUCAUCGAAAAGCUGGACUCAAUUGUUAAGGACCACUCGAUCAACAUGCUUUCGGAGGGCAUCGUUCUCAACGAGGAUACUGGGAGGCAGCUCACGAAAAAACGGAAACUCGAGUCUGCAGAGGAAAACCGGUAG
Closterium sp. Yama58-4 is the source of this 873-nucleotide messenger RNA. The record is from the annotation of a GenBank genome assembly. Lineage: Eukaryota; Viridiplantae; Streptophyta; Zygnematophyceae; Desmidiales; Closteriaceae.